UGUAACCCCACACCUUCAUUACUCCACUUGUCAUACACAUCUUUGAGGUGCAACGAGAAAAGCCAACUCCUCAGUUUCUUGUCUACACAUCAAAAAACAAAAUCCAAAAUGGUUUGGGGACAAAUAAUUCCACUUUUUCUACUGAUCAUCCUUCAUGGAAGAUGUGGUCAAUUUUUUAAAGCCUUGUGCCAUGUUGAGAUUUGUCAAUGUGGGGAGAACGUGACCGUCACGUGUGACCUGACCUACCCACCUGAGGAAAUCAGUCUGGAAUAUGAUGAUAAACUAAUCACCUCUAUUAAUUUGACUGAGAAGGAGGGAAGGGCAGACAAUGGAACAAUUGCCAUUGAAUGGACAGAAGACAAGAUGAAGGUGAACAUCUCCAAAGUCAUGUUUUCUAAUGCAAAGAAAUAUGCUCUAAUACCGUGGGAAGGAUCAAGAGGAAAUCCGAUACAGACCAUCAUAAUCAAUGUUUCUGGUAUAUGUGAACCAGAAAUAUCUGAAAACAGUGAAACAGGAGAACUUGAAUGUGAAGCAGAAAGUGAAGAAAAUGCUUUAAUAGUCUGGAAUGUCACUCAUCUCAACCCAAACACCAGCGUUACACAACUAGACAAAGGCUAUAAAUUAAGGUCUUCUCUGAAGAUCACAGAAGAGAUUAAGAAUAAAAUUAUAUGCUGUUAUGUCUCUACAGAGAAUGAGUCCUACAACACAAAGGAGUCAGGGACAAGUCAUGGCGGCAGAAAGAAGUCAUCAUGUUGGUCUUGGAAGGAACUCCUCGAAACAGGAACCUCAAAAGGUAACAAACAACUAAGCAGCAAGAACUCUACUAUCCCCGCAUUUCUUAUUCCUCUGGCUGUUGCUUUAGUCGCUGUUGCUUUCUGGUAUCUACUGAAAAGAAGGAACACGAGCAUUGUCGAAGAAGCACCUGAAGAACAGAAAACAGCCACCAUCACUGUUGCCAGAAGUUGUAUAAUAUAG
This is a messenger RNA of Hyla sarda, 975 nucleotides long. RefSeq lists its product as uncharacterized. Lineage: Eukaryota; Metazoa; Chordata; Amphibia; Anura; Hylidae. The transcript is spliced from 7 exons. The record is from RefSeq and is a predicted model, not a curated record. Bases 109 to 975 code for a protein of 288 amino acids.